Molecule: messenger RNA, 1357 nt
Organism: Salvia splendens (bonfire salvia)
Lineage: Eukaryota; Viridiplantae; Streptophyta; Magnoliopsida; Lamiales; Lamiaceae
Product: BURP domain-containing protein BNM2A
Exons: 3
Coding region: 153-974 (273 amino acids)
Source: RefSeq, a predicted model, not a curated record
GCUCAUAUAAUUAACAAUAAUACCUUCAAGCCUGUCACCAUCAAGAUAGUCAUCAACAAAAAAAAACAAAUUGCCACCUCUUUCCUUUCAAUCCAUAACUUGUACAAGAACAUAUCGAAAUCUGUAGAUUUUGCAUCAACUAAGAAGUUCAAAUGGAUGUAAAGCUCCCACUCUGCAGCCUCAUCAUUCUACUGGCAGCUAUUAAUGGAAAUGGAUUGCAAAAAAUGGAUAUGAGAAUUGAGCAAGUUCAUUCAUCACCCCACAUGCAUCACCACAUGGAUCCUUCACUCAUCGUCUUCUUCUUCGUAGAGGAUCUCACGGUAGGAAACACCAUUCCCAUCUACUUCCCGAGCAGAGGACUUGACUCUGUCUCUGCACAUUUGCUCCCAAAAGAGGAAGCCGAUUCCAUUCCCUUCUCAUCCGACCAACUCAACCACCUCCUUAAGGUCUACUCUUUUCCCCGGGGCUCGCCUCAAGCCACUGCCAUGGAGGACACCCUCCGCCAGUGUGAGACGAAGCCCAUCAAGGGUGAGACUAAGACCUGCCCGACAUCUUGGGGUUCGAUGCUUGAUUUUGCUACUAGCAUCAUUGGCUCAGGGACCGAGAUCAAGAUUCUGUCAACCACUCACGUCACACCAUCUAGUGCCAUUCUACAGAAGUACAAGAUCAUGGGGGUCGAGGAAUAUCCGGCUUCGAAGGUUGUGGCAUGCCAUACGAUGCCUUACCCUUAUGCUGUUUUCUACUGCCAUUACCAAGAGAGCCAGAGCAGGGUGUUUAAUGUUUCACUUACCGGAGAGAAUGGUGACCGGGUAGAAGCAGUUGCAGUCUGCCAUAUGGAUACAUCGCAGUGGAGCCGCAACCAUGUCUCCUUCAAGGUGCUUGGAAUCGAGCCAGGCUCCUCCCCUGUGUGCCAUUUCUUUCCAGCUGAUAACUUUGUCUGUGUUCCUUCGGAUGCUUUGAUGCAGCAGGCUUGAGCUUGAGCUGCUUGGUCAUAGCCUUUGCAAACUCUUGCUGAAAAGCUGAUGGGCGUUCGAGAAAGAGAGCAUUUCUGAGAGCAUAUACUAGAGGCACACCUGGAAUCUGCCCGCUAAAAGUUAGUGAACAGCAGUUUGGAAGUACGUAUGACUAAGACAAAGUCGAGGAGAAAAUCGGCAACUGCGGGGAAUUUUAAGAAGUUGACGAGGAGAAAAUCGGCAACUGCUGCUGUUCCAAACUCUGUGGCUAAGUCUCCAACUGGAUAUGAUUGGUGGGUUGACUUUUCUAUGCCCUUCUAUUAUUGUUAUUGCUAAUUAGUCCUCAGAGUUCAAUCCACAUUCUUUAUUUUGAAUACUCCCUUCGCUCCAUGAAAAUAGAAAUA